AUGCCGCGGUGGACGGUCCAUAAUCUGGAUGAGUAUUGCAUGCCGCUCGGGACGACCGUACACUUAUUGGCUCAGUGGCUCAGCUCUUCUCGUCCCCCCUCCUCCCCAGGUCGCAAAGGAAACACCUCCCUCCUUCUCACGCCUCUCCCAGUUUCCAUUGCUCUUCCUCAGGACCGAUCCGCCAUACGUGAUAUGGGCCGCAUCGCAGCGUUGUUGGCCGCCUGCGCCGUUGCCAUUGGCUAUUUCUUCCACCUCAAUCAGGCACAAAGCAGCGCUGCCGCCGUCGGCAAAUCCACGAUGCGAGCGGUCCAUCAUGCGGAAUACGGAGCCGUGUCGGACGUUUUGCGGAUGUCCGAUAUGCCUGUGCCGACUUAUCGUUCGUGGGAGGUAGUUGUGGAGGUCAAUGAUGCAUCGAUUAACCCAGUCGACUACAAAAUUAUACAGGGUGCGUUUUUCCUUAUUGAUUUCUUGUUGCCACAUCGGCCAGGCUUCGAUUUCUCCGGAAUUGUGCGUGCUGUUGGAAAAGAUUGCGCCCGUAUAAGAGUCGGCGACGUAGUUCAUGGCAUGGCAUGGGUGCAUAAGACUGGUUCUCUGGCAGAGUACUUAGCUGUGGACGAGAGCGUCAUAAACGUUGUGCCGGAGGGAAUGUCGUCGCAAGAGGCGGCUGCAAUGCCGCUUGUUGCCCACACAUCUUUUUCCUCGCUGGUGACAGUCGGAGGGUUGCGUCGAGGGAGCCAUCAGAAGGUGUUGGUUCUCGGAGGCAGCAGCGCAACGGGGAUGAUGGCUCUGCAGAUUUCCAAGGCGUAUGGCGCCGCUUCCGUAGUCACCACAUGUUCGCCUCACAACGAGGCGCUGGUCAAGUCCCUCGGCGCUGAUAAGGCGCUGAACUAUCGCGACCAGGACAUAUUCGAACGGAUGCGAGCAACCGGCACGUCGUUCGACAUCAUAUAUGACACGGUGGGUGCAGGCUUGUCGGUAUGGGAGGGAGCAGCCUCUGGAGUGUUGGCACCUGGUGGCCAAUUCGUCACGAUCACGGGGGACGUGCAGCGGACCCUCGAUCUGCAGGAUUUGUUAACGAGGGGGUAUCAAAUCGUGACCAGGAAGCUCUAUUGUCUGCUGGCCCUCGGGGGAGCUGGCUACCACCAGUACACGCAGCCAGGCGGCAACGCGGCGGAGCUCGCCGUGCUGGACAGGCUGGUGGAGGAGGGGGCACUGAAGGCAGUGGUGGAUAGAUCGUACGAGUUCAGCCUGGAGCAGAUCCAAUCACGAGGGAGAACACAUUCGUUUGCGUACCUGCAGGCAGGCCACGCCAGAGGCAAGGUGGUGGUUCGCGUGCGAGGGUGA
Molecule: messenger RNA, 1344 nt
Organism: Prorocentrum cordatum
Lineage: Eukaryota; Dinophyceae; Prorocentrales; Prorocentraceae
Source: the annotation of a GenBank genome assembly